Molecule: messenger RNA, 5531 nt
Organism: Trichosurus vulpecula (common brushtail)
Lineage: Eukaryota; Metazoa; Chordata; Mammalia; Diprotodontia; Phalangeridae
Gene: SAMD9L
Product: sterile alpha motif domain containing 9 like
Exons: 3
Coding region: 200-4930 (1576 amino acids)
Cellular component (GO): cytoplasm
Molecular function (GO): protein binding
Source: RefSeq, a predicted model, not a curated record
AUUAUACAGUCCAAGAUUCUACUUUCAAAGAAGGAGUCCUCAGGACAGCUCUGGAGGAAGCACUGGAGAAUUAGAUAGGCUGAGCUGUCAGUCAUCUCCUGAGGCAAAGAACAACCCAAUAUUACUUUCUUCCCCAACCUUCACGUGGGCAGAAAUCGCAGGCCUUCACUUCCAUUCAGAGUGAAGAUACAUCUUUGAAAUGACUGACCUGACAACAAAUAUUGAUGACUGGACCAAAGAAGAUGUGAAACAAUGGGUGACAAAAGAACUCAAGAUUGAGGAAAAAUAUGGACAAAUCCUACUUUCUGAAGAAGUGUCAGGCUUAGUAUUAAAUGUCUUAGAAGAGAAGGAUCUUGUGAAUAUGGGUAUACCACGUGGCCCAGCUCUUUUGAUAAUGCGCACUUUUAAAACAUUGAAGAGCACUCCACCAGAAAGUUCUGUUCAGACAUUUGGAAAACAAGAUAGCUUGAAAACUCCUACAAAGAAAGACACAAUGAGAACAAAACUCAAAACAGAAAAUACAGAAAAGGCAAUUUCAACUACCAACUCUCAAGAUAUUACAAAUUCUGAAUGUAUGAAGGAAUCAAAGCUCACUACAGAAAAUGUAUUAGAUGAUGCAGAAGUAGAACCAAGAAGAUUAUCGUGUAUGCCAUAUCCUUUUGACAACUUCCAUGACAGCUGUCGUUAUAUACAGCAUUAUAUUCUGCAGCCAGAAACAGGACCACUAAAUCUCAUUGAUCCAGUCCAUGAGUAUAAGGCAUUAACUAAUACUGAGACAGCAACUGAGGAAGACAUCAAAAUGAAAUUCAGCCAAGAAGUCUUUAAAUUUGCUUCAGCCUGCAUGAAUUCUCGUACCAACGGCACUAUCCAUUUUGGUGUCAAAGACAAACCCCACGGAGAAAUUGUUGGGUUGAAAAUUACCAAUAAAGAAGCUUUUGUUGACCACUUCAAUCUGAUGAUCAAACACUAUUUUGAUUAUGAUGAGCAGGUCAAUAUAGCACGUAAAUGUAUUAGGGAACCCAGGUUUGUGGAAGUCUUACGGCAGAACAAUACUCUAUCUGAUAGAUUUGUUAUUGAAGUUGAUGUCAUUCCUCAGUAUUCCAUAUGUAAAAACACUCUUUUCCGCAUCAGAAUGCAAAACUGUAAAGAAAAAAGGUGGAAAGAAAAUAAUGAAUACUCAGUUUUUGUGAGGGAGGGAGCCAGCUCUAAAGACAUCCUUGCUAAUGUCAAGCAAAAUGAUGCAAAUUACAAAAAGUUUUUACUUGAUUUGGAUUCACUGGCAAAUUCCAGAAAAUCUGCAGAAAAAGAAUAUGGAACAAAAAAGAAGAUGAAGGGAAAUGAAGGGCCAAAGCUGGUGAAACUACUCACAGGAAACCGAGACCUGUUGGACAAUUCCCGCUAUGAAUGGUACAUUCUGGUGGCCAGUAAGUGCCAUCCAAAUCAAACAAAGCACCUGGACUUUCUAAAGGAGAUUAAAUGGUUUGCUGUGUUGGAGUUUGAUCCUGAAUCUGGGAACAAUGGGUUGGUGAAAUCUUACCGAGAGACUCGAGCAGCAAAUCUUCAUUUUCCACAUCAAUAUGAUGACGAAGUUAUCCAAAAUCCCAAUAAGUUGAAUCUUUAUCAACAGCCCAGCUGGAUCUUUUGCAAUGGUAGGACAGACCUGGAAGGGCAGGAGGACAAGCCUUUAGAGUCAUCUUUAUGGCAACGAGAAAGAGCUUCUGAAGUCCGAAAACUCAUUUCCUUCCUUACUCAUGAAAACAUAAUGCCAAGAGGGAAGUUUUUGGUGGUGUUUCUGUUACUCUCUCCAGUGGAAGAUCCAAGAGAUCCUCUCAUUGAAGCAUUCUGUGCUUUCUACCAAGAUCUGAAGGGAAUGGAAAACAUAUUGUGCAUCUGCAUCAAUUCACACAUAUGUCAGCGAUGGAAAAGUCUUCUACAAGCCAGACUGACAAUGGUUGAUGAGCUCUCAGACCAAUGUAUUUCUACCUUAAGUCUUGAAAAGAUAAAUGGUACAAUUCUGAAAUUAAAAUCAAGGAUUCAUUCUUCACAAAGGUUUUUGCCAUCAACUGGUUUAUCUACUGUUCUCCUGAAAAAGGAAGAAGAUUUCAUGAGUGCUCUAGAAAUCCUCUGUGAAAAUGAAUGUGAAGACACGGAAUUAGAGGCGGAUGAAAAUAAGUUCCUUGAAUUCAUGAAAUCUCAAGAGGAGCAUUUUUAUCGAGGUGGCAAAGUUUCCUGGUGGAACUUUUACUUUUCCUCUAAAAAGUAUUCAACUUUUAUAAAAAGGGACAAAUAUAAAAACCUUAAAGAGAUGAUUCAAGACUGGGCAGAUACUCCUAAACAAACAUGUGCCAAAAUUGUUAAUCUUUAUCACCACCCAGGCUGUGGGGGAACUACAUUGGCCAUGCAUGUUCUCUGGAAACUAAAGAAAAAAUUCAGAUGUGCUGUGCUGAAAAAUAAAGCAACUGAAUUUCCAGAAAUUGGAGAACAGGUAAUCAGUUUAAUCAAAUAUGGUUCAAAUGGCCAGCCAGAUUAUUUACCUGUACUGCUCCUUGUGGAUGAUUUUGAGGAACAAGAAAAUGUCUAUAUGCUUCAGAAUUAUAUUCUUGCAGCUGUAGCAGAAAAGGGUAUUCAAUAUGAAAAACCUCUAGUGAUCAUUUUAAACUGUAUGAGAUCCCAGAAUCCUCUUAAAAGUGCAAAACAUCCAGACAGCAUUGCUCUGGAAAAUAAACUUUCUGAGAUAGAGCAAAGAGCUUUUGAGGUCAAACUGAAAGAAAUUGAAAAGCAACACAAGAACUUUAAAGAUUUUUAUUCUUUCAUGAUCAUGAAAAGUAAUUUUGAUGAAAAAUACAUAGAAAAUGUUGUCAGGAACAUACUGAAAGGGCUCGAAAUACAUAGCAAGGAAGCACAACUCAUUUCCUUUCUGGCUUUACUGAACUCUUAUGUUACUAAUUCCAUAAUCUCAGUAUCCCAGUGUGAGGAAUUCUUGGGAAUUGCAAACAAGAGGACUUUCUGGGGAACCGAAUGCCUUGAAGACAAGAUGGGAAACUAUUCUACUCUUUUGAUUCAAGUGGAAGUGCAGGAAAAAGGGAAGUACAAAGCUGCAAGGAUCAUCCAUCCUCUGAUCGCCAAUCACUGUCUAGUUGAAUUGAAAACCUCUUAUCAUUUGGCUAAAAGUCAAAUCACACUGGAACUGUUAGAAGAGAGUUUAUUUUAUAAUAUUGGAAUAGGAAGAGAUAAACUUUCCCAAGAUGUGGAAACUUUGUUGCUUACCAGACAGCGCAGGGAGCAUGGGGAUGAGACAAAUACUUUGUUUUCUCCAUUGAUUGAAGCAGUGCAACAGGAAGAAGGUAAUGAUAAAGUAGUAAUGGUCUUGCAGAAAGGAACUAUUCGAUUCCCCCAGAAUGCAUUCAUUUGUCAAGCCUUAGCGAGACAUUUCUACCUUAAGGAGAAGAACUUUCCCAGUGCUCUGAAGUGGGCAGAGAAAGCAAAAACACUGGCACCCUGCAACUCCUAUAUCUCAGAUACAAUUGGUCAAGUCUACAAAAGUAAGAUAAAAUGGUGGUUGGAAGAAAAUGCAAGAAGUAGGAGCAUCACUGUUCAUGAUCUGAGAAAUCUCCUAGAAACUGCUGGAACAGCCUCCAAAGCCUUCAAAUUGUGUCAGGAGCAAAGUAAAAUGAAAGAAAAUGUCAGAGAGGAUUUGGACAAUCAAAGAUGGAAAAGGAGGUAUGAUUCCUACAAUACAGCAGGCUAUCAAGGAGAGAUUGAAGUAUGUCUUUGCACAAUCCAGGUUCUACAGCUCAUUUCUUUUUUUGGCAAAGAAGAUCAAGUGUGUAACGAACACAUGGUAAAAUUUUUAUCUGGAAAGGGUGAUAUUCCUGGGGAUCCAAAUGAUGAGUAUCACUUAGCAUUGAAGGAGUUCAUUCCUUACCUGAGUAACUUGCAGUUAGAUUUGAAACAAGCCUUUGAUUUUUUCGAUAACUACUUUGUCCUUCUGAAGCCCAAGAACAUCAUUAAAGAAAAAGAAGAAAUAAAACUUCGGAGAAAGGUGAUUGAAUGUUUCAAUAGAUAUGCAGCAGUAUUCGGUCCCUUAGAUCUGCAGCAAUAUCAGGACAAAAACCCAAAAACAAAACUCGUUUUGCCAAUUCAAGUAGAGAACUGUAGGAGAAGCCUGGAAAUUUUAAAAGCAGACAAGUUUUCUGGAUUAUUAGAGUAUCUUCUCACUAACCAAAGAAGUGCUGCUAACAAAAUGGAAGAUAUCAUAGAUCAAUAUACUUAUCUCCUUGGACAGUUGACCAAUAAAACCCAUUUGAGAGAAAAGCAGAAUUUCAUUCUGGCCAACAUCGUUCUCAGUUGUAUAAGACCAGCUUCCAAACUGGUGCAACCCCUGCCUAAGCUAAAGAAACAGCUCCAAGAAAUCCUGAAGCAAGUAGGUUUCAAUCACAAAUUCCCAGAACCUUACUUCCUUGCCUCCCUGUUGUUCUGGCCAGAAAACCAACAACUUGAUUCAGAUUCUGGACAAAUGGAAAAGUAUAUUUCAUCUCUAAAUAUGUCCUUCAAGUCACAGUACAAGUAUAUGUGUCACUUCAAACAGCCAAUUGCACAUUUUUACCUUGGAAAAGGCAGUGGUUUCAACAGGCUUGUGCACAAAGUCAAAAUUGAGCAGUGUUUUCAAAACGUGUCAGACACAAAUAUCCUGUUUCAGAGUGGGGCUGUGUGGGAAGAGAAAAAAGUCCAGGAACUUUUGCUACGAUUAAGGGGCCGGGCUGAGGGUGAACUCAUCUAUGUAGAGUAUGGAAGAGAUGAAAAAAUCAAGAUCCCUGUGAGGCCUGUUUUCUUAGGUAGAUUACGGAGUGGCAGAAGUAUAGAAAAAGUAUCCUUCUACCUGGGAUUUUCCCUUGAAGGUCCACUUGCAUAUGGCAUAGAGAUCAUUUAAGAAACCACAUCAUUUUCCUCUUGUUUUCUGAGGCUCCUUAUCUCAGUAUUAUUAGCUUUCAGUCUGGAAUCAGAAUUUUAUAGAGUUCAUUUUCCUCAUACUUUACCUUCUUCUGUUGUCUUAGCUCCAAGAAUUACACAAGACACUAUCCAAAAAUUAUUUUACUCCUCUGCUACCAUUAAGAUCUUAUGAAUUGUUUCCAAAUGUCUCCAAUUUGUAAUAUCUGGAGGACCAUUAAAAAAAGGGGAAGCUUUGUUACUCUUAAUAUCUCUACCUCCUCCCCACCCUUACCAAAGUGAUUAUGUAUAAAGGACCCUUUCCACUUCCUUAGGGUGUACUUCAGUGUUAUGAAAUAAAUCAAAAAAUUAAUAAUAAAAAUAUUCUAGUACUUGAUAGAUUCUAGACUCCUGGUCCUCCAGUUGGCUAAGUCUGUGAUCUAUGACAAGUCACUGAACCUACUUUGUGCUUUAGAUUCCUAGAUAGAAAAUGGAGGUAAUUGCACAGAUCACUAUCAAUUGGGGAAUGGCUGAACAAGUUGUGACGUAUGGUUGUGACAGAAGCCUACUGUGCUAUAAGAAAUGAUGAGCUCAUUGAGCUUAGA